GAUUGCAUUGGACAUUGAGUUGGACUGAAGCGGAGGCAAAAAGAAGAAGAAAGUGAGCUUGGAGGCUUAGUGGCAGAAAGAGGCAGUAAAUUCCGUCAUUGUUGAGCAAUUCUGGUAGAAGAAACACAUUUAUUAUCUGAAAUCUCACAAACAAGAGGGAAGGAAAAACUUGUUUAUUCAUGCUCUGCCAGUUGGCAGAUCUCUUUGUUUAGAGAGCAUUGAGCUUGAGUGUUGUUCGUUGCAAUCGUGAUAUUUACUUAGGUGACUUUCCCAGAAAGGGCGCAGAGUGGAAAUAGCUUUAGAAUAUGUUUGUGUGAUUUUGAGGAGAGAGUUGAGUAUGGCAUGAGAGCUUUCAAAAAGCGAGAGGAAAAGAAAAAAGACACAAUGCAUCCUGUCAUGAUCAUACUUGCAGCAUUAUUAUUUUACCAAACCACCGGGGCUGGUUUUUCACCAUAGAACAUACACUUAGUAUGUCAGCAGAACCUUAUUAUAGGCAGAGGGUGGGUCUUCCACCCACAAUAGAUUUCCUCAAAAUAUUCCUCACAGUGUGAGGUUUUCCUAGCUCCAGCUGUGCUAUGUAUGUCCUUUGCUGUUUUGAUGAUGAAUUAUUCCUGGAAUGUCAGGGUCUGAGGAUGUGGUGUUAUAUCUUCCCCCCUCUCUUUUAUACGUGGGGAAUCUCUGCAAAUGACUGGUUUUACUGCAUUGCAUCUGUUCGUAGCUCUGAAACAUGAGUACCAAGUUGGCUGUGUUGGGAUUUCUGAAGAACAGGAAUAGGUGAUGUGGUUGGGUGCUGCAGUUCUUGUGCUUUUUGCAACCAAAUUUUUAAAAGGAACUGUGAACUUUAAUUCCUAACUGAUGCAUUUUAGAAAGACUUCGCCCCUAAGGGUUUUCCCUCUGAAGAUAAAAAAAAAAAAUCACCUUUUUAAAGCUGUAUUGAGCUGGGCACUUGGGAUAUUAAUCACUUAUAUAAAAUUUCAGCUAAGUGAAUAUAAAUAAUGUAUUUAAUAUAUACAUGUGUAUGAACAGGCACAUGUCUGUUAGUGCUUGCUGACACUAGAAACUUUUUAUGUAAUUGUUUUAGUAUGAGAAAGGUACGCAAUUUGUAGAGGUAGUUUGCAGUGGCACAUGCAAUUUUACUUCCUCUGCUACUGUCAAAGAAGAGUAACUGCCUUAAUCAGACUGGAAGCGGAGUGUGAAAUUGUCAUUUCAAGUCUCGUUGUGUUUCAGGACACAGCUCCUACUUGAACAUAUAAUGUAUUAAGACCGCCAACAUUUUUUUUAGGGGGAAGAAAAAACAGUCUUAAAGUCAUGGUUUUAAAAAUGUCUUCAACAUAAGUAAAUUCACCAGGCCAUUUGAAAUAUUCGGCUGUGCCUGUACAGUCAAAUUGUCAGUGGCUGUGUUUUUUGCACUACUCUCCACUGGAAAGUGUUGGUCUGUUUCUGUGAAACUGAGCUGCACAGAGAUUUAUUGGCAAAAUGUUUGGAAAAUGGGGGUGGCAGUCGAUAGAGAUGAUUUAAAAAAACUAGUGAAAACCAGAUUUUCUAUGUCUGGUCUAAUAGGGAUUGUUAAAUAUGAGGAGCUUCAGAAAAUAUGGCCUCUAGCAUGAAUUGGGAGUUGAACUCUGAAAUAUCACCCUAGUGUUUAUAUGGAUUACAAGGAGUUUGAACUCCUCCUGUUUCAAGUAGUGUCUUAGCUGGAGGAAAAACCCAUCUCUUACUAAUCACAUCAUAUCCCCUUGCCCACUAGCAGCAAAUUCUUGUGUGGAAUAUGAACACAAGGAAAGUAAUUAAUGUAUUUUUAGCAUUUUUAAAAGAAACUAGCACUAGAAGAUUAGUCUAUAGGGAGCAGAGUGUUGAGGUACCCUUUUAGAAGAUAUCCCAAAUUAAUAUUUAGCUCAUGUGGUACAAUGUCAUUGUAGUUGAAGUCGUAUACUGGUGAAUUUUUUUCAGCUCAGAGGCAGUAUUUAUUUAUCCUAGCAGGGAAUAUGAUCCUUGGAUCUUCAGGAUUGCUGCUUAUGUCUUUGUAACACGCAGUUCCCCAGGCUAAGAGAAAUGGCAGCCCCAGAUUUCUGCCGUUCCAGAGGCAGUUUUGAAACGAUUCCCUGCCACCUUCAGGAUGUUGCUCAUGCAUUUUUAGUUUGGGUUUUUUUGGUGGUGUGAUAGAACAUGGAGUUCGCUCUAAAUGUAGCUGUUUAAAGCACAUUUAAAGCACAUGCACACAUUUCAAUUUUCUUGUGUCCCACGGCAUUCCUAUUCUUAGCAUUAGCCAGCAUAGAGGGUAUCUUCCAUCAGGUUUUUGUGCUUAGGGGAGCCAAAUACAGAGUCUACACCAUGACUGAUUUAACCAGGCAGAACCUUGUAACCUCCUGCUUUUUCCUCUGUGUGCUUUGGCCAGUGAUAAGCAUACGUGGGUGUGAAUGAGUUGAAUUAUGCUAUAAGGGCAGCUAGAGAUAAACAGGGUCCUGCAUUACUCUAAAGCACCUAAUAAGAGAUCCUAGUCAACAGUUUGUGCUAGGAAAUUGCACCACUGAUGAAGUACUAACUGGAAAAUCCAAUCCUCUCCCUUCCCCUUCCAGCUUAGCCGUGCCUCCGUGGAAGUGACCACAGCUGACAGGCAAAGGGAAGGAUACAUGACUUGCUGAAAAGAGAGAAAAUGCUAUGCUGGGGCUACUCGUCUUAUGGACAGCCUGGGAUAGGUAGCAACCUCCAGGUCAUCAUUCCUGAACCACAGGUGUAUGGGUUCAUCCACGACAGAAAUGUCAAGGAGGUGGCAUGUGGAGGAAACCACUCUGUGUUCCUGUUGGAAGAUGGGGAGGUGUAUACCUGUGGCUUGAACACCAAAGGUCAACUGGGACAUGACUGUGAAGGAAGCAAGCCAGAGCAAAUCGGGGCGCUGGCGGGGCAGCACAUCGUGCACGUGGCCUGUGGGGAGUCGCACAGCGUGGCCCUCAGCGACCAGGGCCAGCUCUUCUCCUGGGGCGCCGGCAGCGACGGACAGCUGGGGCUCACCACCAUAGAGGAUGCGGUGACAGUGCCAAGGUUGAUAAAGAAAUUGAACCAACAGACAAUACUGCAGGUUUCCUGUGGAAAUUGGCAUUGUCUGGCUCUGGCAGCAGAUGGCCAGUUCUUCACAUGGGGGCAGAACAGCUAUGGUCAGCUGGGCUUGGGCAAAGAAUGUCCCUCCCAAGCCAGUCCACAGCGUGUCAAGUCUCUGGAUGGGAUCCCUUUGGCUCAGGUUGCUGCAGGUGGAGCCCACAGUUUUGCCCUUUCUCUCUCAGGAGCUGUGUUUGGCUGGGGGAAGAACAGCUCAGGACAGCUGGGACUAAGUGAUGAACGAGACCGAGAGUCCCCUUGCCACGUGAAGCUGCUGAGGUCUCAGAAGGUUGUGUACAUCAGCUGUGGAGAGGAACACACAGCAGUCCUGACAAAGAGUGGAGGGGUGUUCACCUUCGGUGCAGGUUCCUGCGGGCAGCUGGGCCAUGACUCCAUGAAUGAUGAGGUGAACCCCCGAAGAGUUCUUGAGCUCAUGGGCAGUGAGGUAUCCCAGAUUGCUUGUGGCAGACAUCACACUUUAGCCUUUGUGCCUUCUUCAGGAAUGAUCUAUGCAUUUGGCUGUGGAACAAGAGGCCAGCUGGGAACAGGGCACACUUGCAAUGUAAAGUGUCCCUCUCCUGUCAAGGGUCACUGGGCAGCUCAUAAUGGGCAACUCUCAGGGAAACCUGAUGCCUGUAAAUACCACAUUGUUAAACAUAUCUUCUCUGGAGGAGACCAAACAUUUGUGCUUUGCUCCAAAUACGAGAAUUCCUUGCCUGCUGAUGAUUUCCGGACCAUAAAUGAAACACGUUACACCUGUUUAAUAAAUGAUGAAACUAUAGAUGUCUGGAGGCAAAAGCUUUUAGAAAAGAACAGUUCUAAUUCUGUCAAUAAUGUUGUUCAGAUACUGUCCUCAGCUGCCUGCUGGAAUGGAAGCUUCUUGGAGAAGAAAAUUGAUGAACAUUUUAAAACCAGUCCAAAGAUCCCAGGGAUUGAUCUGAACUCCACGAGAGUGCUGUUUGAGAAGCUGAUGAACUCCCAGCACUCUAUUCUCCUAGAGCAGAUACUGAAGAGCUUUGAAAGCUUUUUGAUUCCUCAGCUGUCCAGCUCUCCACCAGAUGUUGAGGCAAUGAGGAUCUAUCUGAUUCUCCCAGAAUUCCCACCAUUCCAAGACUCCAAGUACUACAUCUCUCUGACGCUUCCUCUAGCCAUGGCUAUUUUGCGCCUGGAUACCAACCCCAGCAAAGUGCUUGAUAACUGGUGGUCUCAGGUGUGCCCAAGAUACUUCCUCAGGCUUGUGGACCUCUAUAAAGGUGCAGUGGUUUACCUGCUCAGUGGAAGGAAGACACUGUUGAUUCCAGUCCUGUUCAGCAGCUACAUUACAGCUGCUCUCAGGCUUCUGGAGAAACUCCACAAGGUGAAUCAGAAGGUUAAACAUGUGGAAUAUGAUAAGUUUUAUAUCCCUGAGAUUUCCAGCUUGGUGGACAUUCAGGAGGAUUAUCUCAUGUGGUUUUUGCACCAGGCUGGAAUGAAAGUAAGGCCAUCCAUCAUGCAGGAUGCUGUGACUCUCUGCUCUUACCCUUUCAUCUUCGAUGCUCAAGCUAAGACCAAGAUGUUACAGACAGAUGCAGAAUUACAGAUGCAGGUUGCAAUAAAUGGUGCAAAUUUGCAGAAUGUCUUCAUGCUUCUCACCCUGGAGCCUCUGCUGGCCAGAAGCCCUUUCCUGGUACUUCAUGUUCGCAGGAGUAACUUAGUUGGUGAUGCUUUAAGGGAGUUGAGCAUCCAUUCUGACAUUGAUUUGAAAAAACCUCUCAAAGUCAUCUUUGAUGGUGAGGAAGCUGUUGAUGCUGGAGGAGUGACAAAGGAAUUUUUCCUCCUGUUGUUAAAAGAGCUACUCAAUCCUAUCUAUGGCAUGUUCACUUACUACCCAGAGUCAAACCUGCUGUGGUUUUCAGACACGUGUUUUGUAGAGCACAACUGGUUUCACUUGAUUGGCAUCAUAUGUGGUCUUGCAAUCUACAAUUUCACGGUUGUAGACCUUCACUUUCCCUUGGCUCUGUACAAAAAACUCUUGAAUGUGAAGCCCUGCCUAGAGGAUUUGAAGGAGCUGUCCCCGACAGAAGGAAGGAGUCUCCAGCAACUUUUAGAUUACCCUGGGGAAGAUGUGGAGGAGACUUUCUGUUUGAAUUUUACAAUCUGCAGGGAAAGCUACGGUGUGACAGAGCAGAAGAACCUGGUUGAAGAUGGAGAUAAAAUCCUGGUGCAGAAGGACAACAGGGAAGAGUUUGUCGAAGCCUACGUAAAUUACAUCUUCAACCUCUCCAUCCAAGAGUGGUACACAGCCUUCUCUACUGGCUUCCUAAAAGUGUGUGGUGGGAAGGUCCUGGAACUCUUCCAGCCCACAGAGCUCAGGGCCAUGAUAGUUGGAAACAGUAACUACAACUGGGAGGAACUGGAGGAGAGUGCUGUCUAUAAGGGAGACUACACUGCCACACACCCAACUGUGAGAAUGUUCUGGGAGACCUUCCAUGCAUUUCCCUUGGAAAAGAAGAAGAAAUUUCUCUUGUUCCUGACGGGCAGCGACCGCAUUCCCAUCUACGGCAUGUCCAGCCUGCGCAUCAUCAUCCAGUCGACGCCCAGCGGGGAGCAGUACCUGCCCGUGGCCCACACCUGCUACAACCUGCUGGACCUGCCCAAGUACAGCAGCAAGGAGAUCCUCAGCGCCCGCCUCGUGCAGGCCAUCGACCACUACGAGGGCUUCAGCUUGGCCUGAGCCAGGGAGGCACAGACUGUGCUGAGCAGGAGAACCAUGGGUUGGGCUUUAUUUUUGUAAGGGAAUAGAUCUCAAGUUCUUUUGGUUUUUUUUGUUUUUUUUUUUUUUUUUUUGGGAGGGGGUAAAUAAUAAUAAUAAUAGAGAUUAUGCAGUUUCAACCUGAUGCUGCCAGCAUUUUGUGGGGCUUCAGCAGGGAGAGGCUUUUGCUUUGAAUUUUCUCAUCUGCUGAACAAGACCAGUUCAGUGGGCAUUUCUGUUGUUUUCCCUUCCAACUUGACAUCACUACCCUCCUGGCAAUUCCUUGUAGUUUGCUUUUUAUUGCCCCCAUACACACACACUCUUACCUCUUCUUUUAAUUCAAAUAUUAAUUCAAAUUGAAAUAUUUUGAUGUCUCUUGCAUUUAGGGUAUGAUGGAAACAGGAUGAAACAGCGAUCUCCUCUUCGAAAAGCUGUGAUUUCCCCCCACCCUUUUUUCCUCCCUUUUUAAAUGCAAGCUGGUUCUUGCUUGCUUUGAAUGGAAAUAUCUCCUCUGCCCUUUGGUCCUUGGUGGAUGGUACUGGGCUGGGAUGUAAUUUCUGACCCCAGAGUAGUGCAUUAGUGAUGUUCUAUCUUUUUGGACCAGGAUGUCUUAUGGAAAAUAUGGUAGUUUACAGAGAUGGGCUUGGUUUUCCUCACUUAUUUUGAAUUUUGUUUUCAAGCUUCUCAAACAACCCUCAGAAUCCCUCUGGAGUGGGAUUUGUGUUCAGGUUUUUUGAAGGACAAGCCCUACCUAUCACAGCAGGUUUCUCUAAAUGCCUCCCUCAUGUUGUGUUUCUGUUCUGGCAAGUCUGCAGUCUGGGUGGGUGGGCAGCCCUCUUUUUCCAUCCCAACAGCCCUGUUACUCCAAAUCAAGGUGAGGUGGCUGCUUUUACUGUUGCCACCUUUGUCCAGAGGAGCUGUGUGUGUGGGUGUGCGAGUGCAGGGGUGUGUGGGUGUGGGAGGUGGGUACAAUGUCUCCAGUCUCAUCAGGUCAGGUCAAAGAAAGGAGUGAAGAUCCCCAUUUGAGUGAUAGCCCCCUGUUUGGAGAUUGGUUUGAUCUGUGCAGGUAGGCUUACUUUACUUUGCUGUUUAAGAACAACCCUCUCACUUGGCAGCUGUUUUGCCAGGGGGCCUGAAGGACAAUUGUGUGAAUUAGACUGAAAAUGUAGAAAAAUCACUACCUAAAUCUAUCCUGUAUGAUUGGAGAGCUUUUGUCCUCUUUUCCUCAGUCUCACUGCCCCAUUAAGUGAAGUUUGAAUGAUUUUUCUCCCUUCUCCCCUGCCCUUUUCAGGUCUUGAUGUAAAUCUCAUUUUAAGCCUAGGGUGGUUUUGACAUUGACUUGUUAUUAGGACAUAGUAUUUAUGCACCAUGUUCAAUUUACAGUAUUGAACUUUGCACCUCGUAACAAAAGGUUUUAGGCUUCUGGGUUGUUUUGGUUUUUUUUUGUUUUUAAAGACAAGCUGUGGGCUACAUCGAGAGACCCCCAGCCUCUU
This is a messenger RNA of Oenanthe melanoleuca, 7317 nucleotides long. RefSeq names its product HECT and RLD domain containing E3 ubiquitin protein ligase 3 (gene HERC3). NCBI's taxonomy places the organism in Eukaryota, Metazoa, Chordata, Aves, Passeriformes, Muscicapidae. Gene Ontology annotation, molecular function: ubiquitin-protein transferase activity. The coding region runs from base 2654 to 5806 and encodes 1050 amino acids. The transcript has 25 exons. The record is from RefSeq and is a predicted model, not a curated record.